AUGAGGGCAUCUCGAACUUCUUCACUGCAUUGGGUGACAAUGCAUCUCUCUUUUUGUCUUCUUCUCUUCGCAAGUCUCUUCGGAGCAACAGUCCAAAAGUGCUGUCAAUAUCCUCUUUAUAUUCCACCAAAGAUGCCACUUGAUUACCAACCGUUCACCAUGCCCCAUAAGGUUCAGUGGAAUGGUUGUGAUCAGCCAAUGAUUAUGGGAUGCGCCAUCAAUGGAGGAUAUUCUAAAUACUGGUUCAGAAUAUUAGGAAAUUUCUCAAGUAUACCCGAUAACAUCGAAUCGUUUUUUCCUAAGAUGCUCUUGAACCACGAAAAAAAGUUCGGUAGUCCUGAUUACAUAGACAUCAAAUGCGAUACACAAACUGGAUUGUGGUAUUGGGAUAAUCCUUAUAAUACAUGGUUUAAAACCCGUCAAUACAAAGAAUUCUGCUGUAAUUGGGCGCGGGAAGUACAUGCUCCUGGAUGGCCUACUAAAUUCUCGAUACCUCAAUCGAGUCCGGAUUUUCCUGAAAGCUCUUUGGUGUCACAUUGGAAUUAA
Messenger RNA from Caenorhabditis remanei, 546 nucleotides. RefSeq lists its product as uncharacterized. The transcript is spliced from 3 exons. Bases 1 to 546 code for a protein of 181 amino acids. The record is from RefSeq and is a predicted model, not a curated record. Lineage: Eukaryota; Metazoa; Nematoda; Chromadorea; Rhabditida; Rhabditidae.